AUGGCCAAAAUUACGCUAUGGUCGGUGAACCCUGAGCGCAAUCUAUCCAUGCUCGAGGGCGCCAUCGUCUGGAAUGACAAUUCCAAAAUGUCUGACGACGAGAUUCGAGAAAAGGCCAUUGGCAAGAAUGUUUUCGAGCUCUUUGACAAAGAUGCCAUUCUGGAUGGUGACCAUCACAGGGAAUACAUUGAAAACAUCCUUAUCGGCAAACAAAUCGACGAAACCACUGAACUGCAUGUCAAAGAGACCAACAGGUGGAUCCGUACAAGGUUUGUUCCGCUCCAGCGUAUCGAACGCAAUGCUGGCGUUGAGGGUGAUGCUUUUGUCGAUGGUGUCGUUGCUGUCAGUAUGGAUGUGACAGAUUUGAGAAAGAGAGAAGAACAACUACGUGAGCGUGACCGAGAAAACUCACGCCUGCUCGCUCAGAGUGAAGCUGCGAAGGAAGCAAGCAAGAUGAAAUCGCAGUUCCUAGGCACUUUGACCGAGGAGCAGCGCGAAUGCGCUGAAAAUCUACAAAGAUCUGCUAAUGGCCUACUCACUGUGAUCAACGAUAUUCUGGAUUUCUCCAAGGUCGAAAGUGGCCGACUAGACAUUGAGGAUGUCCAGUUCGACCUGAACGUUGUUGUUCGCGAUGUUAACAAAAUGCUCACGUUCGCGGCUGAGCGCAAGGGCCUGAUGUAUAUCGACGAAACACAAGAGCUUGAACGCCUCAAGGUUAUGGGCGACCCAGGCCGACUGAGGCAGAUCCUGACAAACCUCCUUACCAACUCAAUCAAGUUCACUUCCGAAGGAAGCGUUACGAUGCAGGUCAAGAUCAGAGAGGAGACCGCAGAGACUGUUGCUGUACAGUUUACAGUUGAAGAUACUGGUAUAGGUAUCGAAGAAGAGGUCAGGAAAAGGCUCUUCCAGCCUUUCUCUCAGGCCGAUUCCAGCACCGCUAGACGCUUCGGUGGUACUGGUCUUGGUCUGACCAUCAGCAAGAACCUCAUGCAUGGUGAGAUUUCACUCGAAUCCUCCUUAGGUCUCGGCACGAAAGCAUCGUUCUGGAUCCCCUUCAACAAGGCACCAUAUCUCUCAGGCGACUCGCCACCACUGGACAUGGGCCCGAUCCCACACCGAUUGCAAUCUGAGCUAUCAAUCUCAGAAUAUAGCGGACCACAGCCACCAGGUUCACCGCUGAAACCUGGAAUUCGUCAAGCUUCUAUUGAUUCGCGACGAGCUUCUCCUGCCCAACUUGAUAUGCCUCUCGUACUCUCGGAUGAGGAAAGGCGGAACACACACNACAACCCUAUCAACCAACAAAUUGCAUUGAAGACCAUCAAGAAGCUCAAGUUCUCGGUCAAUGCUGUAUGGAACGGACAAGAAGCACUCGAUUAUCUCAGCAAACCAGAAAGCUCAGACCGCCCGAGGCCGGAUGUUAUUCUUAUGGAUGUACAAAUGCCUGUCAUGGACGGCUACAAGGCGACCUACACCAUAAGGCAUUGUGAGCCAUUUGUUGCCGACCAACAGAUUCAAAACACGCCUAUCGUCGCAAUGACUGCGAGUGCGAUUCAAGGUGAUCGAGAAAAGUGUGAGAAUGCUGGAAUGAACGACUAUUUGGCAAAGCCUGUAAAGGGUAAGACUUUGGAGCAGAUGUUGUUGAAAUGGGCCGUCGAGAAGAAACGUAAGGCGGCCCUUUCAUCGAACCCAGUUGUUUCUCCAGGACCCAUAGAUGUCCUUCCGCCUGCACUUCCCUCAGCUCCCCUCGCAGGCACUCAGCAGGAUGAGCCGAAGACACCAGCUGAUCUGCUUGUACCUGCACCUGGCCAAGGAGCAUCAGACGUUCUUGCGACUAAGCUCAACAAACUCAACUUCCAGAACGAUACAGUAUUUGCACGUUCUGCAGAGACGGCAGAGAGUCGUUCGAUGGACCGCUUACGCAACGAAGAGAAGGCGAUGCAACUACGUGACCAACAAUUGUUCGCAAGUGCAGCCACGCCUAAGAAGCUGCUCGGCGUAUUGGGAGAGACAGCGACUCAAGACGAGGGAAUCGAGACUCGGCCUUCGAAGCUCACACGUGAGAACAUUGAGAAGCUGACUCGAAACGCACCCUUGAGCCACGUCACGCAGCAAGAUGUGGAUACGUCCAGCCUAGAUGUGACUGUUGACAGUAAUGCCCCGCAGCGCGUAGGGAGACCAUCUUUGGGGACACGAUUGAAGUCCGAUGGUGACAAGACAGUCUUGCCAGAAUGA
Molecule: messenger RNA, 2232 nt
Organism: Aureobasidium musti
Lineage: Eukaryota; Fungi; Ascomycota; Dothideomycetes; Dothideales; Saccotheciaceae
Source: the annotation of a GenBank genome assembly